Molecule: messenger RNA, 4163 nt
Organism: Poeciliopsis prolifica (blackstripe livebearer)
Lineage: Eukaryota; Metazoa; Chordata; Actinopteri; Cyprinodontiformes; Poeciliidae
Gene: fmnl1b
Product: formin-like 1b
Exons: 26
Coding region: 588-3683 (1031 amino acids)
Biological process (GO): cell migration; regulation of cell shape; cortical actin cytoskeleton organization
Cellular component (GO): cytosol
Molecular function (GO): small GTPase binding; actin filament binding
Source: RefSeq, a predicted model, not a curated record
AAUGAGCAACUGGCUGCUGGAUCUUUCCCAAGCUCUCUGUUUUUCACUUUUUUACUGUGGAUAUAGCUCUCAAAAAUAUUAAGAUUUCUAGCAUUCAGGGACAGAUGGAUGAGACAUGUACAUUACCUGCUGGAACAGCUAAUGAUGUUUACCUGAAACCACUGCAGCAGCUUUAAAUGCAUUUCUCCAAGUUUACUCUUCAAAUUUCUUGGACUGAAAUUUUCUAACUUCAGGCUCAUCUUAGAAGCUACGGGAAGUAUGGACUCCUCCUUCUAAUCCAGUUUUUCUUUCACUUGCUCAGCUGUCACUCUGUCACUGUCAUGAUAUCUCAUUCCCUCUUUCUAAGGUUUCAUAAUGCCUUGGGAUCUCUGCGAGGUCUCGCUCUCAUUCAGAAGCUAGGCUGAAUUUCAUCCCUCUGUUUAAAGAAUAAAGGGCAAUGAAAGCAGUGUCAGGAUGAGUUAGUAGUACAUGUUUGUGGAGAGAAUGGGAGCUCAGUCAUACAGAACUUGGAAAUAAACUUAGCCUUCGCUGUGAGUUGUGCAACUUUUGUUGUUAGGGUUUUAUGUUUGAAUGUAUUGAUCACAAUCAUGGGAAAUGCAGCUGGAAGUGCUGAUAUUUCUCAAGGAAGGGAUCUUAAGGAGACCACAAUAACCAGCCCGGAGUGCGCUGGGCCCCAGAAGCAAACGGCAGGGCUGAAGCUUCCGAUGCCACCUGAGAACGAGUUAGAGGAACGCUUCAACGCUGCACUGGACACGAUGAAUCUUCCUCCAGACAAAGUGCAGAUCCUCUCCCAAUACGACAAUGAGAAGAAGUGGGACUUGAUUUGUGAUCAGGAGCGGUUUCAAGUCAAGAAUCCUCCAUCUGCUUAUUUGGAGAAGCUGAAAAGUUGUUUGGAUCAUGGAGGAGUCGGUUGGAAGUUUAAGAGACGUGUUCAAGAACUGACUCAGGUCCUCAGAGAGCUGGAGAUUUCCCUGAGGACCAAUCACAUAGGUUGGGCUCAGGAAUUUCUAAAUGAGGAGAAUCAGGGUUUGAACGUGUUGGUGAAGUAUCUCUCCGCAGCUCAAAGUGCUGUUAUGUCAGACACAGAGACGUCUGAAAACGGGGCACUGCCCUCAGAUAAAGGGAAGGCUGCAGACAAGUCAAUGGAAGACCUGGGCAGAAACCCGAAUGAAUCCCCAACCAACCACGGCACGAAGCUCACUAAAGGGUUCACGAUCAAGAGAGCUCAGAGGCCUUCACGGAUCAUAACUCAGAAGGACGACAUUCAUCUCUGCAUCAUGUGUCUACGUGCCAUCAUGAACUACCAGUCAGGGUUCAACCAGGUGAUGGAGCACCCAAGCUGUGUCAACGAGAUCACUCUCAGCCUCAACAACAGGAACCCCAGGACCAAAGCCCUGGUGCUGGAGCUGCUGGCAGCUGUAUGUUUGGUGAGAGGAGGCCAUGACAUCAUCCUGUCCGCCUUUGACAACUUCAAAGAGGUGUGUGGAGAGAAAAGGCGCUUUGAGAAGCUAAUGGAAUAUUUUCAGAAAGAAGAAAGCAACAUUGACUUUAUGGUGGCCUGCAUGCAGUUCAUCAACAUUGUGGUUCAUUCAGUGGAAAACCUGAACUUCAGGGUCUACCUUCAGUUCGAAUUUACCCAACAUGGCCUGGAUCACUACUUGGAGCAGUUGAAGUUUACAGAGAGCGACAGGCUGCUGGUCCAGAUCCAGGCCUAUCUGGAUAACGUGUUUGAUGUGGCAGCUUUGUUGGAGGAUGCAGAGACCAAGACCACCCUGCUGGAUCACAUAGACCAGCUGCAGGAGCUCAACACACAGCUGAGCUCCAAGUUUCAGGAAACUGAGAUGGGGGCAAUGCAGAAAGUCUCCGAGCUGGAGAAGAAGCUCAUUCAGACCUGCAAAGAGGUGGACCCCUUAAAGACUCAGAAAGUUUCAACUCAUUUAAUGCUACUCAUUUUGGAUCAGCACCCAGAUCAAGCAGGAGACAGAUAUAAAUCCUCUGAAGAGCUGAAGGAGCUGCAGCUGAGGGUUCAGGCUCUGGUGGAGCAGGGCCUCCUUCAAAUGGACCGUGCCGCCUCUGGUGAGCUGGUCCUUCAGGUGGUCCAGCAGGAGUCACAAAGAGACACUGUCAGUGAUCAAAUAGAUGGUACUUCCACCUCCCCACAAUCUCCAAUCACAGCACCACCGAAGUUUCAACCUCCUCCUCCUCCUCCUCCCCCACCACCACCUCCUGGAGGCGCUGUGGCACAGCAGGCAGUAGGGGGCUCAGACAAACAGAAGAAGCCCAUUCAAACCAAAUAUCGCAUGCCGCUAUUCAACUGGGACGCAAUGAAAUUAGACCAGGUGGAGGGAACCAUCUUCAGCGAGCUGGACGAUCAACAUGUAUUGCAGGAGCUGGACAUGGAAGCUUUCGAGGAACAGUUUAAGACCAAAGCUCAGGCUCCUCCAGUAGAUCUGGGUACCCUGAAGAAGAAAAAGGCUCAGAAGACUCCCAGUAGAGUGUCUCUAAUGGAGCCCAACAGGGCCAAAAACCUGGCCAUCACUCUGCGCAAGAAAUGUGUGGCUACUUCAGACAUCUGCAGCGCCAUUGAGACGUACGACCAGCAAGCUUUGAGUCUGGACUUCCUGGAGCUGCUGGAGCGUUUCAUCCCCACAGAGUACGAAAUGAAGCUCAUCCAAACCUAUGAGAGCGAAGGUCGGUCGCUGAACGAGCUCAGUGAAGAGGAUCGCUUCAUGGCACGCUUUGGCAAGAUCCCAAGGCUUUCCCAGAGGAUCAGCACGCUGACCUUCAUGGGCAACUUCACAGAAAGCAUCCAGAACAUCCAGCCUCAGCUGGACGCCAUUAUUGCAGCCUCGAUGUUUGUCAGAUCAUCCUUAAAGCUGAAGAAAAUCUUUGAGAUCAUUUUGGCGUUUGGAAACUACAUGAACAGCAGCAGGCGAGGGCCAGCAUACGGCUUCCAUCUGCAGAGUUUAGACUUGCUACGGGAGACUAAAUCAACAGACCGCAGACAAACGCUGUUGGACUUCAUUGUCAGGAUCAUUCAGGAAAAAUACCCGGAUCUCCAGGAUUUCUACACUGAACUGCAGUUCCUAGACAAAGCAGUACUCGUUUCCUUUGACAGCAUCCUCAGGAAUCUGAGAGCUCUGGAAAGAGGCAUGGAGCUGACCAGGAGCGAGUUUUCAGCAGAAAAAGAGAACCCUGUCCUGAAAACAUUUCUGGACGCCAAGGCUCCGGUUCUUGACUCUCUGACAGCCGAAGAAAAGACUGCCCAGGAUACAUAUGAGUCGGUCGUGGAGUACUUUGGAGAAGAUCCCACAAUGACUCCGCCCUCUGUGUUCUUCUCUGUUUUUAUCCGGUUCAUAAAAGCAUACAAGCAAGCUGAGCUGGACAGCAAGGACACAGAGAAACGACAACGUCCAACCUGUGACGAUCACUCAGCUCCUCCCAAACCGGAACCUCCGAGGAACAUGAUUCCUAUUAGGUGCAGACAACCUCAGAUGGAUCUGAUCGCAGAGCUGAAGAGGAAGCAGGGCUCUCCUCCGGUGAGGGAGGGGAAAGAUGGCGCCAUUGAGGACAUCAUCACAGAUUUAAGGAAUCAGCCAUACAGACGGACAGAUGGUUCCCGUCACAGUUCCAGGGGGAGGCCAGCCCAACAGCUUCAAGUAUCUUCAGACAUCUCCCUCUGAAUUCUGGAUCUAUGAGAAGAAGGUGUUUAACAGUGAAGGAAACUUUUCGUCCUGUUCUCAUGUCAUAGUGGAAACAAACAAAAAAAAUCGCAGCUGCAGCUCUGGAGCGUUCUCCUGAUCCUCACAGUGACAGUGGCAGCAGAAAUGUUGCCUGCCUUAUAUAAUCAAAUGCAGAAGCUUGAUGUUGAUACUGGAUGCCGUCCGAGCUCAUCAGGACAAUUUACAGGGCAAGCAGCACAACUGAGAUCAAACACAAAAAUGUCUUCUAUGACUCAGAUAUAUCAGAACCAGAAUCAUAAAGGAAGAACUUGACAAAGAGUCCACUCAGGAAUGUGUUUUAGUUGUAAUUGUCGCUGCUGUUCUUUGCAUUUCUCUCUUUGGUAGUUUUCAUAUAUUAUACUAAGGAUUUUAUUAAAUUAUUUUAAUAUGGAAUUUAUGCUUCCCUGUAGUAUUUGAACAAAUAAAGUAUUUUAUACUCCU